Messenger RNA from Urocitellus parryii (Arctic ground squirrel), 200 nucleotides. RefSeq names its product diphthamide biosynthesis protein 3-like. Gene Ontology annotation, biological process: protein histidyl modification to diphthamide. Gene Ontology annotation, molecular function: metal ion binding. Lineage: Eukaryota; Metazoa; Chordata; Mammalia; Rodentia; Sciuridae. The record is from RefSeq and is a predicted model, not a curated record.
AUGGCUGUGUUUCACGACGAGGUGAAGAUGGAGGACUUCCAAUAUGACGAGGACUCCGAAACGUAUUUCUACCCCUGUCCGUGUGGGGAUAACUUUUCUAUCACCAAAGAUCAAUUUAUGUGUGGAGAAACAGUCCUGGCCCCUUCAUCCAACAAAGAAUUAGUUAAAUGCUGAAGAAACCUUCAGGAAUCCAUAUCCUG